UGACGGGCAUCGAAGUCUUCCCCGUCAGUGUCCGAUUAGAACAGCAUCAGCUAGAUUUCGCCCAACACUUGCCCAGUCUCCCUUUUGAUUCAUUUUUUUUCUAGCGUUUUCAGUGACGAGAGUCUGUUCAUGCUCAUUUUAUUCAUGCACAAAGCGCUAAAUUACAUUUAAAUAGCGAGCGACACGUUUAGCUGCUCCAGAGUAGACGUGACCGGGAAAUAAAGAAAAGGGUGAAGCAACACGAUGGCGGCAUCAACAUCGACUGCCUCUAACUUAAAAUCGGCAAUAUAUGCAUUUCUUUUGUCCCCCACAAUGACUGAAUGAAUGAAUGAAUGAAUGAAUGAAUGAAUGAAUGGAUGAAUGAAUGAAUGGAUGAAUGAAUGAAUGAAUGAAUGAAUGAAUGAAUGAAUGAAUGAAUGAAUGAAUGAAUGAAUGAAUGAAUGAAUGAAUGAAUGAUGUCUUUAUUUUAAAAAUAUUACAAAUAGAAAAGGAUGAAAAAAAUAAAAAAAUAACACUAAUAAGUGUCAUGUGCAAGUCCAUACAACAAACGAACAAACGAUAAACCAACGAAAAAGAAUGCUCGAAAAAGAGUUGGAGGAAGCCUCGCUUUUUAGAUUCCUACCCCUUUCCUUAUUCUCUUUACCUCUUCCACCAGUGCCAAGAUGUUUUUCUGCUGCAUCCUCACAGCAGAAACUUCUUCUGAAAGGAAGUGACUUUUUUACGUCCUCGACUUCCUCCGUGGACAUUGUUAGGGUUUACAAAUGAUCUUGAUCGUAUGAUUAUGUCGGAAUGUAGACUAGAUGUCAAGUUAUUGUUUUGUCAAGUCAUGUCAGUUUGCCCGUUCUCUUAGUUCGUUCUCUUCAAUAAACCCUGGUCCAAGCUGCAUUUGGUCGCCCAUCCAUUCCGUGACACUAGAAUUAUUAACUUUGUUUCAACCUUUUACAUUUCCUUGACCUCAGUUGUUGAAACUUUCCAAAUGAUGUGCAAACAUUCUUGCUUAGUGAAUCAUCUAAAAUGCUCCACUAGUUUCUAUUUUUCAUAGCCUGAUAAAACAAUAACAAUCCACACUGAUUAACCAGUUGCUCCCCCCCGCCCUGCUUGUUCUCAAUAAUUUGCAAGAGACCAAAGGCAGACUUUGUUCGAACAUCGCUGUACGUACAGUAACGAACAAAUUCUCCGCUUGCAAGUGUGGUUCUUGCAAAAAAGUUGGAGUGAGCACCACUCCAACGGACAUGGUUAGUUUUUUUUUUCGGCUUCACAUUGCUCACGUUGGUCCCAGCGAUCUCUGACAGCUCAAUCCGCUGUUCCAAGGCAUUAAGAGGACCUGUUAAAGACACAUCCCAGCCCGUCGGAUCGUCGCUGUAGCCACCUCUAGUUGAAGACUCCAUGUAGGAACGUCUGCUCUUCUUGGAUUCCAGCUGCAAGUCAAAUCCACAAGUACAGAGUAAUGUCCUCGGCAGCCGUGCACAGAAUCCUACGACCACUUUUUUGGGGCACCUUCAUCCUCGGGUGCUUCGUGACUCUCUUCUUGAUGUAUUUUAAGCCGUCCACCAGCUGGCUGUCUGGUCCCGUGGAGUCCAAUGUGUCCAGCGAGCAUGUCAAGGGCGCCUUCUACUCCAAGGUUGACCGCAACAUAACCACGGUGCUCAUCUGGUUCUGGCCUUUCGGAAAGACGUACGACCUGAACGUGUGCCCGUCGGUCUUCAAUAUCGACGGCUGUUUGGUCACGGCCGACCGGAACCUCUACAACAAGUCCGACGGCGUUCUCAUCCACCACCGGGACAUCGGCUCCGACCUGUCCAACCUGCCGCCGCUUCAGCGUCCGUCCUUCCAGAAGUGGGUCUGGAUGAACCUGGAGUCACCGUCACACUCUUCCCAACUGGCCGGCAUCGAGAACAUCUUCAACCUGACGCUCAACUACCGUCGCGACGCCGACAUCGAAGUGCCUUACGGCUCCUUGUUGGCCACCGAGAGCGAGGGCGACUUUGUCCCGCCCAGCAAGAACAAGCUGAUCUGCUGGAUCGUGAGCAACUGGAACCAGGAGCAUGUGCGCGUCAAGUACUACAACGAGCUGUAUAAGCACAUCGAGGUGCACGCGUACGGCCAAGCCUUCGGCGAGUACAUCGCGGACCAGGACUUCUUUCCCACCAUCGCCAGCUGUAAAUUUUACCUGGCUUUUGAAAACUCCAUCCACAAGGACUACAUCACCGAGAAGUUCUACAACCCUCUGGCCGCGGGCACCGUACCCGUGGUGCUGGGCCCGUCUCGACAGAACUACGAGAACUUUGUCCAGGGGGACGCCUUCAUUCAUGUGGAUGAUUUCGCUUCGCCCAAGGAGCUGGCCGACUACCUUCUGCUCCUGGACAAGAACGAGGAGAUGUAUCUCAGAUACUUUGAGUGGCGGCGGCACUUUAAGGUGAAGAUAUCGAUGUUCUGGGCCGAGCACACGUGCCUGGCCUGCGACUACCUGCGCAGGCACAGGGAGUACAAGACGGUCAAGAACCUGGACAAGUGGUUCUGGGGCUGAGCCAGCUUGGGAAGGCUUUUUGACUUGGAUUCAUUGAACCCGACUGCUUGCACUUCUUUUUUUUGUAUUGAUUCAGUGAUUUGAUUCAAUAUGAGCCAAUUUUAUGGGAAGCCUUAUUUUGAUUUUUUUUCUCUCGUCCCCGCAAAGUGAUGCCUGAACAACGGCGACAAGAGAAACCAAAGAAAGUGAGAAAAAAAAAAAACGGUCACCUUUUCUCGCUGAAGUCUCACUGGCGGCUCAAGUUUUGACAUUUUUGCGUGACUCGGUGAUCCCUCAUGGAGAGUUUUGUCUUUGCAGUAUAAUUUUUUCUUUUUUCCUCCAAGCAUUCCAAAUGCACAUUUAUUUGCGUAUAUUUAUGGUUUAUUUGAAAGUUAUGUGCUUUAUCUUGUUUUUUCAUACUCUAUUUCUAUUGAGUGAUAGACUUUGGCAUGACGUGAAUUGAGAUUGCAAAGUCAGCCUUUUAUACAUCAUUUUUAUCUUCUGCCAUACACUGGAAAGUAGUGGUGUAUAUAAACUGAUGAUUUACGAUACUUAAGAUGGAUGCCAAAAGGAAAAUUACAAUUACCUUUGUUUUUUUAAAUUAAUUAGCGGACAAAAUUUUCUAGCAAAAUAGUGAAGUUAAAUUUUGGGUCAAUAGAAAACAUUUUAUUCACUUGUUUUUCUGUCUCUAUUCAAACAUAAAUAAUAUUUAAAAGUAAAUAAUACAUAAAAACUGUGAAUAUAUUUAAAAAAUAAUUUCUCCCUUCAUUGCACUAUUUUUUGGGAUUUAAUCAAAGUGUUCAAAAUGAUCACUCUGCCACAAAUGCUAACAAACUAUUUUUUUCCAUGGCAGAAUAUUUGCAGUGCAGUUAUUUUCCGACUUUAAAAAAUAAAACUACAAUAAAUUGUGAGUCUAUGUAUAAAUUACCAAAGUACUCCAUGAAAUCCUUAAAUUUAUGGAGAAACAUAGUCUGCUGUAUAUUUGAAAAAAAAAAAAAUCCAUCUCAUUAACACUGAUAACAAUACAAAUAUCGAUAUUAUCUGUAUUUGGAAGGAUGUGUCCAGUGCUCACCACUACUGGAAAGAACUUUUUUUUCUUAUGGAGUGUCAUUGUGAAAGCUGUAUUCAUGUAAAAAGAAAAGAAAUGUCAGGUGACAUAAGAAGGAAUGUUUUGUGUAUAUUUUUCAAUGUUUGGCACACCCUGACAUCGAUGGAAGUGUCGUGGUAAAUUUUACCGAGCUUUGACGAUUUCACGCUCGGGUGUGUGUUUGUUGCGUUUGCCCGCUUGUCUCUCUUGUUUUGCCAAACUUGUGCGACCUUGUGUCGCUCUCGCACGCCGUGUCUCUAAUGUCCGAAAAAGAACAGACUCACAUUAUACUCGUGUCGAGUGUAUUUCCAUUUGAAAUGGAUCGAUUGAGUUUUUUUUUCCCAUUUUUGCCAAAUCACUGUAUUUUGCCAAAUGUUGUAUUUGAACUCUAGAUGUCAGCUAGUGUCAAAGAAAAAAAAUAAAGAGUGAAACAUU
This is a messenger RNA of Syngnathus typhle (broad-nosed pipefish), 4028 nucleotides long. RefSeq names its product fucosyltransferase 9a (gene fut9a). NCBI's taxonomy places the organism in Eukaryota, Metazoa, Chordata, Actinopteri, Syngnathiformes, Syngnathidae. The transcript is spliced from 3 exons. Bases 1448 to 2527 code for a protein of 359 amino acids. Gene Ontology annotation, molecular function: alpha-(1->3)-fucosyltransferase activity. Gene Ontology annotation, cellular component: membrane. The record is from RefSeq and is a predicted model, not a curated record.